This is a messenger RNA of Erinaceus europaeus (western European hedgehog), 3754 nucleotides long. It is a transcript of the gene PLIN4, whose product is annotated as perilipin 4. Lineage: Eukaryota; Metazoa; Chordata; Mammalia; Eulipotyphla; Erinaceidae. The coding region runs from base 139 to 3558 and encodes 1139 amino acids. The transcript is spliced from 8 exons. The record is from RefSeq and is a predicted model, not a curated record. Gene Ontology annotation, cellular component: plasma membrane.
CAGGGAGCCUCUGGCGGGGUGACAGGACAGGCAUGUGACGCCUCCCCCGUGGCCACGGACCCUAUAAGGCCAGGAGCGAGCCGGGGCCCAAACUCAGCCUCCCCACUGCUCCUCGAGCCAGUCCUUCCCAGCCUCAGCAUGUCUGAUCAGAGCGAAGGAGGCCGGGACCCCCCCAAAUCGAAGGGCAAGACCUUCAGUGACUUCCUGGGGUCCCUACCCGGCUUCAGCGCUGCCCGAAACCUGGUGGCCGGCGCCCCGAGUUCCACCAAAGAGACCCCCCAGCCCCAGGAUCAGGCGGCCCCCGCAGAACAGGGCCAGGCUGCAGGUGGAGGUGUCGAGACUCUGCUCCAGGCCCCGGACAAGAUGAUUUCAGGGGUGAAGGACCUGGUGAGUUCCAAUGUGACCAAGACCAAGGAGGCUGUGGCCAGCGGGGUCUCAGGAGCUGUGAACGUGGCCAAGGGCACCGUGCAGACGGGGCUGGACACGUCCAAGGCCGCCCUCGAGGGAACCAAGAACACGGUGACCACGGGGCUGACUGGAGCCAUGAACAUGGCCAAGGGCACCGUGCAGACGGGGCUGGACACGUCCAAGACCGUCCUCGAGGGCACCAAGAACACGGUGGCCACGGGGCUGACAGGGGCACUGGGUGUGGCCCAGGGGGCCGUGCAGACGGGGCUGGAUACUUCUAAGGCUGUCCUGACUGGAACCAAGAACACGGUGACCACAGGGCUGACCGGGGCCGUAAACGUGGCCAAGGGGACAGUUCAGACUGGCCUAGACACAUCCAAGGCCGUUCUCAUGGGAACCAAGGACACGGUGACCAUGGGGCUGAUGGGAGCCGUGAAUGUGGCUCAGGGGGCCGUGCAGACGGGGCUGGACACAUCCAAGACCAUGCUCGAGGGCACCAAGAACACGGUGACCACAGGACUGACAGGAGCAGUGAACGUGGCCAAGGGAACUGCGCAGACGGGGCUGGACACGUCCAAGGCCGUCCUCACAGGAACCAAGGACACAGUGACCACAGGGCUGACUGGAGCCAUGAAUGUGGCCAAGGGCACCGUGCAGACGGGGCUGGACACGUCCAAGACCGUCCUCGAGGGCACCAAGAACACGGUGGCCACGGGGCUGACAGGGGCACUGGGUGUGGCCCAGGGGGCUGUGCAGACGGGGCUGGAUACUUCUAAGGCUGUCCUGACUGGAACCAAGAACACGGUGACCACAGGGCUGACUGGGGCUGUGAACAUGGCCAAGGGCACCGUGCAGACGGGGCUGGACACGUCCAAGGCCAUCCUCACAGGAACCAAGGACACAGUGACCACAGGGCUGACUGGAGCCAUGAAUGUGGCCAAGGGCACCGUGCAGACAGGGCUGGACACGUCCAAGACCGUCCUUGAGGGCACCAAGAACACGGUGGCCACGGGGCUGACAGGGGCACUGGGUGUGGCCCAGGGGGCCGUGCAGACGGGGCUGGAUACUUCUAAGGCUGUCCUGACUGGAACCAAGAACACGGUGACCACAGGGCUGACCGGGGCCGUAAACGUGGCCAAGGGGACAGUUCAGACUGGCCUAGACACAUCCAAGGCCGUUCUCAUGGGAACCAAGGACACGGUGACCACGGGGCUGAUGGGAGCCGUGAAUGUGGCUCAGGGGGCCGUGCAGACGGGGCUGGACACAUCCAAGACCGUGCUCGAGGGCACCAAGAACACGGUGACCACGGGGCUGACAGGAGCAGUGAACGUGGCCAAGGGAACUGCGCAGACGGGGCUGGACACGUCCAAGGCCAUCCUCACAGGAACCAAGGACACAGUGACCACAGGGCUGACUGGAGCCAUGAAUGUGGCCAAGGGUGCUGUGCAGACGGGGCUGAACACGUCCAAGGUCGCCCUCGAGGGCACCAAGAACACGGUGGCCACGGGGCUGACAGGGGCACUGGGUGUGGCCCAGGGGGCCGUGCAGACGGGGCUGGAUACUUCUAAGGCUGUCCUGACUGGAACCAAGAACACGGUGACCACAGGGCUGACUGGAGCCAUGAAUAUGGCGCAGGGAGCUGUGCAGACGGGGCUGGACACAUCCAAGACCGUCCUCGAGGGCACCAAGAACACGGUGGCCACGGGGCUGACCGGGGCCAUAAACAUGGCCAAGGGGACAGUUCAGACUGGCCUGGACACCUCUAAGACCGUUCUCACAGGAACUAAGAGCACGGUGACCACGGGGCUCACGGGAGCCAUGAACAUGGCCAAGGGAGCCGUGCAGACAGGACUGGACACGUCCAAGGCCGCCCUCGAGGGCACCAAAGAUGUAGUGGCCACGGGGCUGACCGGAGCUGUGAAUGUGGCCCAGGGCGCCGUGCAGACUGGCCUGAACACAUCCAAGACUGUCCUCACAGGAACCAAGGACACGGUGGCCACGGGGCUGACCGGAGCUGUGAAUGUGGCCCAGGGCGCCGUGCAGACUGGCCUGAACACAUCCAAGACCGUCCUCACAGGAACCAAGGACACGGUGGCCACGGGGCUGACCGGAGCUAUGAAUGUGGCCCAGGGCGCCGUGCAGACUGGCCUGAACACAUCCAAGGCCGUCCUCACAGGAACCAAGGACACGGUGGCCACGGGGCUGACUGGGGCUGUAAACGUGGCUAGAGGUUCAGUUCAGAUGGGGCUGGACACGUCCAGGGGUGUCCUGUCAGGCACCAGAGAGGUCGUGGCCAGCGGACUAAGUGGGGCCGGCCAUGCUAUCCAGAGCAGCCUGGGAACCUUCCAGAACUGGCUUCCCGGCACCGUGGGCCAGGCCAGCCAGCCCAGUGAGCGCACCUCGGACAGCCAUAUGUACCCACCAGCCCCAGCCAGCCAAGAGGCGCCCCCACUGGGUUGCUGCAGCCCUGGGAACACGCUCUGUGAGGGCCUAGAGUCCGCUGGGGCCACGGCCCUCCCUCUGGAGAUGAACCCCCGGGACGAGCUCAGGGAUAUGGGGGAGCUCUUCCAGCCCAUGAGCCAGGAGGAGCAAGCCCAGCUGGCCGCCUCCCAAGUGGGGCCUAGGGUGCUGGCGGCCGACCAGGCCAGCUACUCUGUACGGCUGGGGGACCUGCCACCCCGCUUCCGCCAGCGCGCCCUGGAACACGCCUUCUACCACCUCCAGCAUGCCCAGUUCCAGGCCCGGGGUGCCCUGGCCCAGCUCGAGGAUGCCUUCCAGCAGAUUGAAAAGCCUUCUCCGCAGCUGGCUCUGGGUUCGAGCCAUGGGCAGGGAGGCAGCGAGCCCCAGGAGGCUCUGGACCAGGUCUGUGCCCUCUUGCUACUGGUACACCUGGCCUACUCGUCGCUGGCCUCCCGCCUGCAGGGCCUCCCAGCUGACAUGCAGCGCCCACUGGCCCAGGCGCGGCACAGCCUCUGCCAGCUCUAUGGGGCAGUCUCGGAGGCCAGCGUGGAGGCACUGGCGGAGAGCCGGGAACACGUGGGCCAGGCGUGGCGGGCGUUGGAGGGGCUGCUGGACUCCCUGCCGCACGGCGCCCCGCUCGGUUGGCUGGUGGGGCCUUUUGCCUUGCAUCCCGGGGGGCAGCCGCUCUAGGCUGGCACCCCGUCUCUCCCCGAGCAGAGAUCUCUGGGGCCUGGGCUGACGGGUGGGGGACCCAGGACGCUGGGUGAAGCCAGGCCACACACCACAAUCUAAAAAUAGAUUUAAAAAAAAAAGGGGGAGUCGGGCGGUAGCACAGCAGGUUAAGCGCACAUGGCACAAAGUGCAAGGACCGGCGUUAAGGAUCCCG